Astyanax mexicanus (Mexican tetra) is the source of this 4191-nucleotide messenger RNA. It is a transcript of the gene ctr9, whose product is annotated as CTR9 homolog, Paf1/RNA polymerase II complex component. The record is from RefSeq and is a predicted model, not a curated record. Lineage: Eukaryota; Metazoa; Chordata; Actinopteri; Characiformes; Acestrorhamphidae. Gene Ontology annotation, molecular function: RNA polymerase II complex binding. Gene Ontology annotation, cellular component: Cdc73/Paf1 complex. Bases 109 to 3597 code for a protein of 1162 amino acids. The transcript is spliced from 23 exons. Gene Ontology annotation, biological process: regulation of DNA-templated transcription.
UGACCCGGGAGCUGAAGCGCGGCUGUUGUUGGGGAGCAGCAGCAGCGGGCUGUCGGCUGGAGCUUUACUGAGGUUUACUGAGCUGAGGAGAGCCGGAGACCCGCCACCAUGUCUCGGGGAUCUAUAGAAAUCCCCCUGCGGGACACGGACGAGGUGAUUGAGCUUGAUUUCGAUCAGCUACCAGAAGGAGACGAAGUCAUCAGUAUCCUCAAACAAGAACACACACAGCUGCACAUAUGGAUAGCACUUGCUCUGGAGUACUACAAGCAGGGAAAGACGGAGGACUUUGUGAAGCUGCUGGAGGCGGCUCGUAUCGAUGGAAACCUCGACUACAGAGAUCACGAGAAGGACCAGAUGACUUGUCUCGACACGUUAGCUGCGUACUAUGUGCAGCAGGCUCGCAAAGAGAAGAACAAAGAUGCAAAGAAGGAUCUCAUCAACCAGUCCACCCUGCUUUACACCAUGGCAGACAAGAUCAUCAUGUACGAUCAGAACCACUUGCUGGGAAGAGCUUGUUUUUGCCUGUUGGAAGGGGAUAAGAUGGAUCAGGCAGAUGCCCAGUUUCAUUUCGUCUUGAACCAGUCCACAAACAAUAUACCGGCACUAUUGGGUAAAGCUUGCAUUUCCUUCAACAAAAAGGAUUACAGGGGAGCUUUGGCCUACUAUAAAAAAGCACUACGCACAAACCCAGGCUGUCCAGCUGAAGUGAGGCUUGGAAUGGGGCACUGCUUCGUGAAGCUCAACAAGCUGGAGAAAGCUCGCCUGGCUUUCGGUCGUGCGCUGGAGCUCAACUCCAAGUGUGUGGGAGCUCUGGUUGGUCUGGCCGUUCUGGAGCUCAACAACAAAGAGGCUGACUCCAUCAAGAACGGAGUUCAGCUGCUCUCCAGAGCGUACACCAUCGACCCCAGCAACCCCAUGGUGCUCAACCACCUGGCGAAUCACUUUUUCUUCAAAAAGGACUACAGCAAAGUACAGCACUUGGCUCUUCAUGCCUUUCACAACACAGAGGUUGAAGCCAUGCAGGCUGAAAGCUGCUAUCAGCUGGCCCGCUCUUUCCACGUUCAGGAGGACUACGACCAGGCUUUUCAGUACUACUACCAAGCCACUCAGUUUGCCUCGUCCACCUUCGUGCUGCCGUUCUUUGGUCUGGGUCAGAUGUACGUGUACCGCAGAGACAAAGAAAACGCUGCACAGUGCUUCGAGAAGGUCUUGAAAGCUUACCCAAAUAACUACGAGACCAUGAAGAUCCUCGGGUCACUUUAUGCCACCUCAGAUGACCAGGAGAAGAGGGAUAUUGCUAAAGGCCAUCUAAAGAAAGUCACAGAGCAGUAUCCUGAUGAUGUAGAGGCCUGGAUUGAGCUUGCACAGAUUCUGGAACAGACAGACAUCCAGGGAGCGUUGUCUGCGUACGGCACGGCUACACGCAUUCUUCAGGAGAAGGUUCAGGCUGACGUUCCUCCUGAGAUUCUCAACAAUUUGGGGGCUUUGCAUUUUAGACUGGGCAACCUUGGAGAAGCAAAGAAAUACUUCCUGGCCUCUCUGGAAAGAGCCAAAGCUGAGGGAGAACACGACGAGCAUUACUACAAUGCCAUCUCCGUCACCACCUCCUACAACCUGGCACGACUCUACGAAGCCAUGUGCGAGUUCCAUGAGGCUGAGAAGCUGUACAAGAACAUCCUGAGAGAGCAUCCAAAUUAUGUAGACUGUUACUUGCGCCUUGGUGCCAUGGCUCGUGACAAGGGCAACUUCUAUGAGGCUUCAGAUUGGUUUAAAGAAGCUCUACAGAUCAACCAGGAUCACCCUGAUGCUUGGUCCCUGAUUGGAAAUCUCCACUUGGCCAAGCAGGAGUGGGGUCCAGGCCAGAAGAAGUUUGAACGCAUCCUGAAGCAGCCUUCUACACAGAACGAUACCUAUUCCAUGCUGGCACUGGGCAACGUGUGGCUGCAGACACUGCACCAGCCCACGAGAGAUCGGGAAAAGGAAAAGAGACACCAAGAUCGAGCGCUAGCCAUUUAUAAGCAAGUGCUGAGGAAUGAUUCCAAAAAUCUGUAUGCUGCCAAUGGUAUCGGGGCUGUUUUGGCUCACAAAGGCUAUUACCGAGAGGCUCGUGAUGUGUUUGCCCAAGUCAGGGAGGCGACUGCUGAUAUCAGUGAUGUCUGGCUGAACUUGGCACAUAUUUACGUGGAGCAGAAGCAGUACAUCAGUGCUGUGCAGAUGUACGAGAACUGCCUGAAGAAAUUCUACAAGUACCAGAACACAGAAGUGCUGCUGUAUCUGGCGCGAGCUCUGUUUAAGUGCGGGAAGCUGCAGGAGUGCAAACAGAUGCUACUGAGGGCUCGUCAUGUGGCACCCAAUGACACAGUGUUGAUGUUCAACAUUGCCCUGGUGCUGCAGAGAUUGGCCACGCUGGUGCUGAAGGACGAGAAGAGUAACCUGAAAGCUGUGCUGAGUGCUGUGAAGGAGCUGGAGCUGGCCCACAGGUACUUCAGCUAUCUCAGUAAAGCAGGAGACAAGAUGAGGUUCGACCUGGCUCUCGCAUCCAGUGAAGCAAGGCAGUGCUCGGACUUGCUGAGCCAGGCGCAGUACCACGUGGCCCGAGCCCGUAAGCAGGACGAGGAGGAGAAGGAGCUGCGGGCCAAACAGGACCAGGAGAGAGAGCUGCUGAGGCAGCAACUCGUCAAAGAACAGGAGGAGAAGAAGAUCAAGGAGGCUGAGGAGCAGAAGAAGCUGCUGGAGCAGAGAGCUCAGUACGUGGAGAAGACCAAGAACCUGCUGAACUUCACUGAGGAGAUGAAGGAGUCUUCCAAGGAGAAGAAGAAGGGAGGAGGCGGUGGUGGACGGCGCAAAAAAGGAGGGGAGUAUGAUGACUUCGUUAACGACGACUCCGACGAAGAUCUGCCCCUCAAGAAGAGGAAGAAGAAGAAGCCACGCAGCGGGAGUGAACAGGAGGAGGAGGGAGGAGAGGAGGGUGAGACGAAACCUCGCAAGAAGAGGAGAAGACCAGCUAAAGGAGAAGAUGGGAGUGAUGACGAGGAGGGAGGCUCAAGACCCAAGAAACAGCGCAAACCCAGAGAGCGCAAGAAGAUUGAGAGGUCCAAACCUGAGCGCAUGCCACCGUCUCUUAAAGGAAAGAUCAAAUCCAAAGCCAUCAUUUCCUCCUCUGACUCUUCUUCUGAUGAGGAUGGCCUGAAGAUUGCAGAGGACAGGAACCCUCGGGACAGCGGUUCCGGAUCAGAUGAGGGGGGGCACCGGAAGCGCAUCGCGUCCGACAGCGAGUCGGAUCAGGGGCGUAAACGCUCGGGCAGCGAGGCGGGCAGCCCCCGCCGCUCCGCCAACUCCGACGACGACUCCGGCGCCGAGCGGCCGGUGAAGAGGAGGAGACCGCGGCCGCAGUCCGACUCUGAGCAAUCAGACAACGAGAGCAAGAGGAGCCGAUCCGAGGGAUCAGAGGACGAGUCCCGCCGCGGCUCUCCUGCUCCGGCCUCCGAUCAGGCCUCAGAUAACGAGGGAUCCCCGCGCCGCUCAGACAACGAGUCCGAACCAGAGGGGUCCAACAACGAGGCCUCCAACCGAGGCUCUGACGAGGACAGUGACUGAGUCUGAUGAUGCCACAGAAUGAUCUCUUUUUUUUUUUUGUUUUGCUUUUGUCAUGAUGUCCAUGAUCCUGGGGGGACGCCUUAUACAAUUUCUGUUAUCUGGAAGCUUGAGCCACAUGUGAGGAAUUCCUACUAUCGGUGUUCAUCCUGUUUUUCUAUUGGACGGGCUUAAUUUUGAGCUUAAUUUCUAUAAUCGAGAAAAGCGUUAUUUGUGAAAUGCCAUCCAGAGUCGAUGUAUUUUGUUUCCUACCCAUUGUACCACCUUAGAUUUUUUAGAUAUCAUGACUUCAUGUUUUUUUUUUUUUUUUUUCGGACAUUAAGCAGUUCGUGAAGCUGCACAUAUGAUGCUUUGAUUGCUUUAAAAAAAAAAAAAAUCAAAGUUUCUACUUCCUCUUGGGUUUUUUGUUUGGUUGUUUUUUUUAAGGGAUAAAUUUUUGCCUAAAAUUUUGAGUAAAAACUGUAGAAGAAUUCCUUUUGUGCUUUCUUGAUAUCAAAGUAAACCAAGCUGGUGCCCAAACAUGGGGAAUAAAAGAACGUGUUACAAAUAUGUACAUUUAUAAACUGUGUUGGAGGAAUAAAAAUACAUUUUUAAAAA